Carcharodon carcharias (great white shark) is the source of this 3207-nucleotide messenger RNA. RefSeq names its product MAX dimerization protein MLX (gene mlx). Gene Ontology annotation, molecular function: RNA polymerase II cis-regulatory region sequence-specific DNA binding; DNA-binding transcription factor activity, RNA polymerase II-specific; protein dimerization activity. Gene Ontology annotation, biological process: regulation of transcription by RNA polymerase II. The transcript has 8 exons. Lineage: Eukaryota; Metazoa; Chordata; Chondrichthyes; Lamniformes; Lamnidae. The coding region runs from base 96 to 884 and encodes 262 amino acids. Gene Ontology annotation, cellular component: nucleus. The record is from RefSeq and is a predicted model, not a curated record.
UCGGCUCCCAAGCGGCUCCGGAAGUUCACUCGCUGCUCUGCACCCCCCGCGGCCGCCGGGUGGCGCUGAGGGGGGUCAAAGGUCAGAGCGGCGCCAUGACGGAGGCGGGCGGCGCGGCGGAGGAUCCGUGGGGGAAGACUGACUCCUCAUUUAGCGACAAUGGCUUCGAUUCCGGGUUCUUUGCUGACAGUACUAGAAGAGGAAGCAUAGUGUCAAGAGCAAACAGCAUAACUUCCAAUACUGGCUCCACCAGUGCAUCCUCUGUACCUAAUACAGCUGAAUGCAUGACAGACAAUGAUUGUUCUCCAACUGCAGAUGAUGAAGAUAGUGACUACAGGCAGGAAGUCGCGUAUAAGGAGACUUAUAAAGAUCGACGGAGACAGGCUCACACACAGGCUGAACAAAAGAGGCGGGAUGCCAUCAAGAAAGGAUAUGACGACUUGCAGUCAAUCGUCCCUACAUGUCAACAACAAGAUUUCUUGAUUGGAUCCCAGAAACUGAGUAAAGCCACAGUUCUUCAGAAAACUAUUGAUUAUAUCCAGUUUUUGCACAAGGAGAAGAAGAAGCAGGAUGAGGAGCUCUCCACUCUGCGCAAAGAUGUCAUGGCUCUGAAGAUUAUGAAGGCGAAUUAUGAAGCGAUUGUAAAAGCCCAUCAGAAUAAUCCUCAUCAAGGCAAGGAUCAGGUGACUGACCAGGUCAAGUUCAGUAUAUUUCAGAGCAUCAUGGACUCCCUAUUUCAGACCUUCAAUGCCUGCAUCUCUGUGACCAGUUUCCAGGAAUUGUCAGCGUGUGUCUUCAGUUGGAUCGAGGAACACUGCAAACCACAGACUCUGCGAGAGAUCGUGGUUGGUGUACUGCGGCAGUUAAACAGUCAGCUGCACUGAGUUGCCAGGAUGGUUUAGCAUUGCUGGACCGUGAGCAGAUUUAUACACUGGAAAUUUCCAGAAGUGUUAUACGAACUGUUAUCAGCAGAAAUAUUAAUAUUGAAGCACAUGGCUUAAAGAAUUUGUUGCACUUUUUUGUUCUAAUUAAAGAUGUGGAUUGUUUAUAAUUUUCGUAUUUGAAAAGGUUCAUAAGAACAUAAGAAAUAGGAUGAAAAGGUUCAUAAGAACAUAAGAAAUAGGAUCAGUAGUAGGCUAUAGGGUUCUUGAGCCUGCUCUGCCAUUUAAUAAGAUCAUGGCUGAUCCUCGAUCUCAACUCCACUUUCUCACCAGAUCCCCAUAUACCUUGAUUUCUUUAGAGUUCAAAAAUCUAGCAAUCUCACCCUUGGAUACACUCAACAAAAGAGCAUCCAGAGUCCUCUGGGCUUGAGAAUUCCAAAGGUUUAUAACCCUUUGAGUGAAGAAAUUUCUCAUCUCAGGCCAAAAUGACUCUCACCUUAUCCUGACACUGUGUUCCCUUGCUUGUCGCUUCAGCCAGGGAAAGUCUUUCAGCAUUUUCCUGAUCAAGCCCUGUCAGAAUCUUAUGCUUCAGUGAGAUCACUUCUCAGCCUUCCAAACUCUAGAUUAUGUUUUAUCGAUCCCCGUAGAGACCACAAUCAGAUCACCAUGAUCAUACAUGACAGAGCAAUCUGGAAGGGCUGAAUGGCCUACUCCUGCUGCUAAGUCCUAUGUUACUAUGUCCAGACCCCCUCAUGAUUUUGAAUACCUCUAUCAACUCUCCUCUCAACCUUCUCUUGUGUUCUGGCCAAUAUUAAUCGCUUGUCACGAAAACAUUAUCUGAUAAUUAUUAUACUGCUGUUUGUUGGAGCUUGCUGUGUGCAAUUUAGUUGCCAUGUUUCCUACACUUAAACUAACUGGCUGCAAAAUUUUUCUAAGACCUCUGACAUUUGUGAAAUAAAUUCAAGUCUCUUUUCUCUUCUAUAUGGAACCAAGGAUGGUAAAUGGAAUUUGAAGUACAGAUCAUCCAAAAUCUAAUCAAAUGGUGGAACAUGUUUGAGGGGUUGAAUGGCCUCCUUUUAAGGUCCAAAAUGUUGAUUUGGUUCCUCUCAUGGGUUUAUGUUAGCUGACUCAGACCCAAUCUGUGUUGGCAUAAGUGCAGCUUUAUGCCAAAAUGAACUUGGUUGUGACAGUUGUGAGUGCCAUCCUGUCUUAAAUGUAACUAGGAAUUAACCUAAAUAAUUACAACCUGUUUUAUUCCCCUCCAUAUUUGGGAGGAUUUAUGGCAUCUGUUUAGCUCAAUAAAUUCAAAUCUUGCAAACUGCACUUCAGCAUACUGCCUACAGCUGUAAGAAUUGCUGAGACACCUUUUUUAUUUUGUAUUUGACGUUUUUCUCCUAUAAACCAGAGGGAUGUGAAUUAGUCUUUGUGUAUAGCUAAUGCAGCCUAAGUGCUCUACAAUUUUCCCAUCUAAGGUGACACGCUCCCAAGGCCUCAGUGAUGAACUUCUAUGUCUUGAGAAGCAAUGAUCAGGUCACACUGCUAAGGAAAUAUUAACACUUCAAUAUGCACAAAAUGGUUUAAAUUAUUUAAUUUCACAAAUUUUUUGAACAAUAUGUUGGAUGUUAUUUUAUAACUUCAGUAAAGAGAAGGAAUUUUUAGAUUUUUUUUAACCAAAUUGAUUAUUUUUCUUCAGCCUAAUUAAGUCCAUUAGAAUCAACAGCCGCAAUAGUUUAAGACUUUUAUUCAAUUAAUCCAAUGAUAACAUUUUGUUUGUUCAUUUAUCUUGAUCUGGGGCUGAUUUAAUGUUGAUACAUUAAAUGUAGCCAGUUGCCAUGUCUGCUCAGAAGACUUGUGCUGGUAGCCAGGGUUGACUCUCUGAGGGGAUACCUAGUAUUACUCCACCUGAACCCCUCCCCCAACCUAUCCGACUUAGGUUACACAGCUAGAAGCCAGAACUUGGAAUGAAUGCUGUAUCCUCUGUGCUGUUAAUCCAGCCAUUGUUUUAUCAUUUGAGAGCUAAUUAUUUUAAUUAACUGCUGUAUGCAUGUAUUAUAUUUUUAUAGUCUUUCUAGGUAACUGUACUUUUGGUACAUUAUUUGCUAAUCCUUUUUAUGUAUUAAUUUUUGUAACUUUUUAGAAACAUGAUUUCCGCUGUUUAAAAAUGGGUUGAUACCAAGAUUCAAUAGUAUUGACUAUAUAAACAGUCUGUUAGUUACUGUUGCAAUAUGCUUUUAACUGAUUCAAAGGUGGAUAAGUUUGCCUCAAGUUGAUCAUUAUUUCCUCUCAGAUACAGUUGUACGGUGAAUACAUUUUUUGACUUUUUUUA